Rhagoletis pomonella (apple maggot) is the source of this 1013-nucleotide messenger RNA. RefSeq lists its product as uncharacterized. The transcript has 3 exons. The record is from RefSeq and is a predicted model, not a curated record. The annotation marks the transcript as partial. Lineage: Eukaryota; Metazoa; Arthropoda; Insecta; Diptera; Tephritidae.
AUGGCUUUCGUUAAGCGCGAUAUUGAUAUUAAAAUGUUACCUACGAAACGUGGUGUUAUUGAAUAUUUUUUGUUCCUUAAAUAUUACGGCUCUGCAAGUGUUCCAAAAAAUCGAAGUCUCAACGAAUAUUUGCCAAUAGUUAUGAACACAAUUUCAAAGUUGUGGCAGCAGGCAAACAUCCCUAUAGUUACAAGAACUACGCUCCGGAGAAACAUUGAAAGCCUCCUUCAAAGUUAUUACAAUGUAAAAAAACAUCCUUAUGAAUAUAUUGGCUCUUGGGAAUUACGCAAUGAUCAGCGUUAUUUAUUUGAUAUGGUUUUGGCAGUAAAUAAUGGUGAAUGCGAUGAAUAUCUCGCUAGUAAGAGCCCCGGUCCCGUCAGUACAGCUCGGUGGCUUACAACAGCUUCCAGGUUACUUCGGGUAUAUGUUUCCAAAGAAAGCCCGUCAGCGGAGUUGCGAAACAUGGUAGAGUUUGUUGUGAAAGUUUAUGCACCAUUCUGGUUUCUUGUAAAGAGCCAGCCACAAGCAAUUCAUGGAAGUAGACACGUUUUUAAGUAUAUUUGCUGGAUACGCGAACUAUCAAAUGCUGUUCAAGCCAUUAUACGUUCAGCUAUAGAAAAUAAUGCAUAUUAUUUUCACCCAGAAAAUAUAUUAUUAGCCAUGAUAACCGACGCUGAUCCAGAGAUACGUAAUGAUGGGUACGAAAAAAUCAAAACAGCACGUCAAUAUCCACCAGCAGGGCUUCGCGUGUUCAAGGUCCCAAAGCGUGGCGUAAUAAACUUUGAAAGUAAGUCGUAUGUCAGCAUGAUCGAUUGGAGUCAGUUUAAGAUUACGGAACCCCCUUGUGUGCAGUUCUACCCAGAUAGUGAACUUACAAUGUUUCAAUUUUCGGAAAAUGAAGUGAUAAAUAUCCCAGAGUUCCUCUGUCAUUCCCAGAAUACCGAACGGUUUGUGCGUGUUGUUAGUGAGUCUGCAAGUGCUGUCACUGAUGAAAAGCGCCUGGGCCACAUUUU